UACUGGAUAUUUCUCUUCUCACCAAAUUGCACCAGGUGCUAAGAAGUGAGCUCACUGUGUAAAAGAGGACUUACAGGAUGUGACCGUUUCCUGGAAAUCUUUAGUAAAUGUGAUUGGAUACCACAGUGUUAGAUUUGUCAUCAUGGGGACUACGCCGGCCCCCAAAGGACAACUACAGGAAGAACAUUACGUUGUGGCUUUGAAGAUCAUAUCUCUGGCUCUAAUUAUAUUUGUUGGAAUUCUAGGAAAUAGUGUGGUGAUCUACACAGUGUUACGAGAGAGAAAGUUACAUCGACCGCCGUUUUACUACCUAAUGAGUCUGUCUGUGGCUGACCUAGCUCGAACUGUGUUUUGUCUUCCCUUUGUUUUAUCAACCGUCAUCCAUGGCUCCACCUGGACACAUGGCCACUCCGUGUGCACUUUACUUGCCUUCACAAACUCAUUCUUUGUCUACAGCUCCAUGUUUGCUCUGUUUACCAUAUCUGUUGACAGACACUUGGCUGUGGUAUAUGCCAAAUUCCACAGAAAGAAGUCCCGCGGGCUAGUCUGUUUGGCGGUGAUAAUUGUUAUGUGGGGUGUUUCAUUCGUUAUCUCAUUCUCGCCUGUUGUAGGCUUGGGAACUUAUACUUUUAAGCCAUUAGAGGCUCAAUGUACUUUUGAUCACAGAUAUUACAGGGAUAACGACACUCUGGGCUUCAUUGUUGUGUUUGCCCUUAUAAUGUUUGCCGUGGUAUUUAUAUACACCAGGAUUUUUCUUUUUAUGCGGACUCACCGAAAGUUACGACCACUUGUCCAUCAACCUGCCCGCAGCAGCAACUGGACUUUUGUAGGGCCUGGAGCAAAUGGACAGGCUGUUAUCAACUGGCUUAAUGGUUUCAUGGGAGGCCCUCCAAACCCUUUUGUGAUGGCACUGCAGAAUCAACCAAGAACGUUCGGGCGCGUCGUAAAUCUAAGGAUUAUACGCAACGAGCAUUUGACAAGGUUGUUUUUUGUGGUAACAGUUGUAUUUGAUCUAUUAUGGUGUCCUUACCUACUUCUAUCGUUUUGGCAAACAUUUGACUGGAAUCGAAGCCCACCACCGUUAUUUGUUAUACUGGCCACCUGGUCCAGUUACCUCCAGGUGGCCCUGAAUCCUAUAGCUUACAUGUGCUGCAAAAGUUCAUUCCGAAAGGCAAUGAGGGCUACUGUGAACGCCUACCAUAGGCCAAAUUCCCUAACUGAAUAACGCUUGUUUUUUAAACAGAUACAUUGUGCAUAUACAAGAUACUUCAUAAACCCAGCGUUUCAGGAAAAAAAAUUGAA
This is a messenger RNA of Liolophura sinensis, 1302 nucleotides long. Its product is annotated as probable G-protein coupled receptor 173. The transcript has a single exon. Lineage: Eukaryota; Metazoa; Mollusca; Polyplacophora; Chitonida; Chitonidae. Gene Ontology annotation, cellular component: plasma membrane. Gene Ontology annotation, biological process: G protein-coupled receptor signaling pathway. Gene Ontology annotation, molecular function: G protein-coupled receptor activity. Bases 143 to 1225 code for a protein of 360 amino acids. The record is from RefSeq and is a predicted model, not a curated record.